AAUAUGUGGAGGAAGCUUAGAAGUGUCUACACAGCUGUAACGAACCGAGGCAUUCCUGCUAAAAUUCUACUGAUGAAGAUUGACUUGGUUCUCGGCGACAACGAGAGCAUUGAAAACAUCCACAAAAACAAGAAAGUGCGUCAUGUGAAGCAGGUUAUUCAGAAGGAACUGGGUUGCGGCGUAAACGAAGGAGACAUGUUUCCAAUCAAGAAUUACGUCCACCAUGUAGAAUUUGACGUGGAUAUGGAUAUAUUGUUGUUGGAUUCCUUGCUCAAAAUGUUGAUGUGCGCUCAAAAGUAUUUGGAAAGCAAGUAAAUGUAUAA
Messenger RNA from Actinia tenebrosa (Australian red waratah sea anemone), 323 nucleotides. RefSeq lists its product as uncharacterized. The record is from RefSeq and is a predicted model, not a curated record. NCBI's taxonomy places the organism in Eukaryota, Metazoa, Cnidaria, Anthozoa, Actiniaria, Actiniidae.